AUGAACUUCCACAUCUCAGCAAGCGAUCUGCGCAUUGCCAAAGCCCUGCAGUCAGCACUCGACUGUGGGGUGACAGGCAUCUCGAUGACAGCCUACUUCCGCGAGUUUCCCAGUGGGACCAGACCGCUCUUCCCCUAUUACUCAAUCAGCAAGGGGAUCACGGCGCUCGCUGUCCUCAUUCAAGCCGAACGGGGCUUCCUGCACGUGGACGACCCCGUGGCGAAGUACUGGUCGGAGUACGCCGUCAACGGCAAGGACAAAACCACCAUUGAGUAUGUCCUCUCGCACCGUGCCGGUAUCCCUCAAAUGCCGGACGGCUUGACCCAAUAG
Molecule: messenger RNA, 330 nt
Organism: Aspergillus affinis
Lineage: Eukaryota; Fungi; Ascomycota; Eurotiomycetes; Eurotiales; Aspergillaceae
Product: serine hydrolase domain-containing protein
Exons: 2
Coding region: 1-330 (109 amino acids)
Source: RefSeq, a predicted model, not a curated record